Molecule: messenger RNA, 7115 nt
Organism: Notolabrus celidotus (New Zealand spotty)
Lineage: Eukaryota; Metazoa; Chordata; Actinopteri; Labriformes; Labridae
Gene: cmip
Product: c-Maf inducing protein
Exons: 21
Coding region: 706-3147 (813 amino acids)
Cellular component (GO): nucleoplasm; cytosol
Source: RefSeq, a predicted model, not a curated record
AGGGGUGAGCGUGCGCCCUCGGCAGACAGUCAAGCGCAAAAGACACACGGCUCAUCCGCUCGCCUCCCCAUUGACGUCAGUCCGGUAUCACAUGAACUACCAGGGACCAAUCGGCGCUGCGCUGCCGAAGAGUGCUGGCUCCUUCACAUCGAGAUAGGGGGAAAAGACUGAAUAAAAGGAAACCGAGCCAGUGAUCCUGUAAUGUCCACGAAACCUCUCGGAGGAGCCUAGAGCCGCCGCCAUUGGAUAUUUCUCCUGUUUUCUCCCGAUUCUCACGCGUCCCUUGCUGUGGAUUAUUCUGUUUGGCACCGGGGCGGACGGAAUGGAUAAGGCCAUGGCCCUAACAUAUUGAAUAGCUCGCUGGUGGUGGGGGGGAGGCGAGACGCGCACCGUGGAGACAAUUCAUGGGGCAUUGUGCGGGAGGAAAAUGGUGGAUUAUUUGCACUGUAUCAUAAAAACCCUUCCCCGCGUGGGUAUCGUAGCGUAAGACGCUGUUUGGUGGCUUUUCUGCGCCUGUCUUGGCCGUGUCUUCAUUACUGAGGUCGUGUUAUAGCGGUAGGUAGGUACCCCCCUCCCCUCACUCCCCCCUACAGCUCGAUCCGAACGACCUUAUCCAUUUCUUUGUUUUAUAUACAUGUAGGAUUUUUAUAUAGCGACUCCUGCCUGACAGUAACAUUUGGAAUCAAACUGCUGGAUCACUGAACUAUGGAUUUCAACGGCGGCGGCGGCGGAGGCAACGAACUGCACAACAACCAGUUUUAUCAGUGCGAGGAGAACAAGCCUCUGCUGGGGGAGAUGUCGGAGGGGAAUAAUAACACCAAGCUGGCAGCAGGGCCGGGCAAGAGGUCCCUGCACCACUGCAGCAGCAGUGGGAUGCGAUACAAACUGCUCCAUGAGGGGGACAUCCAGGUGUGCGUGGUCAAACACCCCCGCACCUUCCUUAGCAAGAUCCUCACCUCCAAGUUCCUGCGGAGAUGGGAGCCGCACCACCUCACGCUCACAGACAGCAGCCUGACCUCAGCCACACCCACUGGCUACAUGGAGACAUCAUUGUCCUACAGCUCCAUAGAGGACCUGCAGCUCCUGUCAUGGGACAACGCACCCAAGUACUGUGUCCAACUCAGCUUCCCCGGUGGCACCGUCCUGCUGCAGGCUGCAAACAGCUACUUAAGGGACCAGUGGUUUCACUCCCUGCAGUGGAAGAAAAAGAUCUACAAGUAUCGUAAGGUCCUAAACAACCCGAGCCGCUGGGACGUGGUGCUGAAGGAGAUCCGAGCGCUGGUGGACAUGGCUCUGACUUCACCGCUGCAAGAUGAGUCCAUCCACCAGGCUCCACUGCACAUCAUCUCCACCCUGUUGGCCGAGAACUCUAAUCUCAGCACUCAGGAUCAUGAGAACAUCAUUGUGGCCAUUGCUCCUCUCCUCGAAAACAACCACCCACCCCCUGACCUGUGUGAGUUCUUCUGUAAGCAUUGUCGGGAGCGACCUCGGUCGAUGGUUGUGAUUGAAGUGUUCACUCCUGUGGUCCAGAGAAUCCUUAAGCAUAACAUGGAUUUUGGAAAGUGUCCUCGACUGCGUCUCUUCACUCAGGAGUACAUCCUGGCUCUCAAUGAGCUGAAUGCCGGGAUGGAAGUUGUUAAGAAGUUUGUUCACAGCAUGCACGGGCCUACUGGGCAGUGCCCUCACCCACGUGUCCUGCCAAACCUGGUGGCUGUCUGUCUCGCUGCCAUUUAUUCCUGCUAUGAGGAGUUCAUCAACAGUCGGGACAACUCCCCCAGUCUGAAGGAGAUCAGAAACGGCUGCCAGCAGCAGAAUGACCGCAAGCCACCAAUGCCCCUCCGCCUGCUGCGCCCAGAGCCUCCCACGCCGCCUCCCACCACCCUUCUCCCCCUCUCUGCCAACCCCAGUCCUCCUCAGCCACCUCCCCCAUCCCAAUUAAACUCCACUCCAACCAUCCCCAUCUCCUCCCCUACGCCCUCCUUGCCCCUCUCCCCUCCACCCUCUGUCGUCAACUCCAGCGAGAUCCUGGUGGAGUUGGAGCGAAACAACAACUCAGCCAACGCCAAGCGGAAGGGCGGGCCGUCAGGAGGCGACAGCGAACCCAACCUCAUUGACUGUCUGCUGGUCAGUCCGGCCGUCAACACCCUGUCCAUCCAGCUGCCUGCACAGGCAGACCGCGUGCUAGGCUGCUUUGCCCUUAUCCUCAAGAUGCUGUCGGACUACGAUGACUGGAGACCUGCUCUGGCCAGCCUGCUGCAGCCCAUCCCCUUUCCCAAAGAGGCUCUUGCACAUGCCAAAUUCACCAAGGAACUGAAAUAUGUUAUUCAGAGGUUUGCAGAGGACCCAAGGCAGGAGGUCCACUCCUGCCUGCUGAGUGUGCGCUCAGGUAAAGACGGAUGGUUCCAGCUCUACAGUCCAGGAGGGGUGGCCUGUGAUGAUGAUGGGGAGCUGUUUGCCAGUAUGGUUCAUAUCUUGAUGGGCUCCUGCUAUAAGACCAAGAAGUUCCUGCUCUCUCUCGCUGAAAACAAGCUGGGUCCCUGCAUGCUGCUGGCUCUGCGUGGGAACCAGACCAUGGUGGAGAUCCUGUGCCUAAUGCUGGAGUACAACAUCAGUGAGAACAAAGACACCCAGCUGCAGAUCAUCUCCACGCUGGAGAGUACCCAGGUGGGCCUGCGCAUGUAUGAGCAGCUCUGUGACCGCCAGAGAGAGCUCAAAGAACUGCAAAGGAAAGGAGGCCCUACCCGACUCACUCUGCCCUCAAAGUCCACGGAUGCCGAUCUGGCCCGCUUGUUGAGUUCAGGUUCUUUUGGGAACUUGGAGAACCUGAGCCUGGCCUUCACCAACGUCACCAGUGCCUGUGCCGAGCAGCUCAUCAAGCUGCCUUCACUCAAACAGCUCAACCUCUGGUCCACACAGUUUGGAGAUGCAGGGUUGAGGUUGUUAUCGGAGCAUCUGGCCUGUCUGCAGGUUUUGAACCUGUGUGAGACUCCCGUCACUGAUGCUGGUCUGCUGGCUCUCAGCUCCAUGAAGAGUCUUUGCAGUCUGAAUAUGAACAGCACCAAGCUCACAGCAGACACAUAUGAGGACCUCAAGGCCAAACUGCCCAACCUGAAAGAUGUUGAUGUUCGGUACACAGAGGCCUGGUGAUCAACCACCCUCCCACACCCUCAUACAUAUCUGGACCCACCAGUUAACUUGCUCACGCUGCAACCAAGAUCAGAUACAUGACAACGGCACCAACAUUAGACAUCAUCCCGUAAGAGGAUCACCAGAUGAAACCGGAAGAUCUCUCGGACUCUGAGCCUCCGUCAGCCUCAGAGGUCAUCACCAAUCCCCGCAGAGACAUCAUCACCAGGAAGAAAACAGCAACAGGAUCACCUUUUUUCUAAAUGAGCUAUUUUUAGAGAUCUCUCCACCCCUCCUGCUUCUGUCACCGAUGUCCAGGACCUACCUUAUACUGAUGUGAUCAGAGGACCUACUAUAUUGUGACAAAAGGGACCUGUUUAUCUCUUUUUCUCUGAUCCUCUGCCCUGUCUUUUAUAUAUGGUCUCUCAGUUUUCAUAUUCAGUCUAAAUUACCACCUAUGCUCCCCUAUAAAGCCUUCCCCUCUUUCUCUCUCCUACCCUCACACGAUGAAGGCCAGAAACAGCAGCUUACAUUCCAGUUUGUCUCUGAUCUGAUCCACUAUGUAGCUCUUGAAAAACAGACAGUCUAACUGUUAAUCACUUCACUCUUUUGAUCCUUUUGUUUAGUUUUCAGUCUCAGAUAUCAAAUCUUUCUUGGGGAAAAUGAGGUCCUACCUCAGAGAAGAAGAGUUGUGCCUAGUCCUCAUUCAUGACGUAAAAAAAAAGAAAAAAAAUGUUUUUAUCAACUUGAAUGAACAUAUUUUUCCAGGCAUCUGUGCUUUCAUAUAUUGUAUGUUUCUGUAUAAAACAUAAAUGAAGACAAACCCCUAGUGAUAGUCGUUUCACCAUUUCAGGAGCUCUGCAGGAAAGCUUAACGGCAACAUUUGUUCUUUCAUUUGUUUUCAGUGUACAUGAUCUCUUAAUACUAUUUAAUAGGACAGUUGUGUAGCAUUAGCUGGGUGGUCUGGGACCGCCUGAUAUAUUUAUAAGUUGUGUCUUUUAAACCUCCUUUUACUCUGUCUCCUCUGGAUUAAUCCUGACGGUAAUGAAGUACACAGGUCUUUCUUUUUAUAACAACACAAGAAGCCACCGAGCAGGCUGCCCGAACGUACAUGGAUCUCUGCAUCGUGCCAUGGUGGCAACAUUGACCUGCAAAGUGAAAUGCACCUAACAUGGACCUGAAAACAAGACCCAUCACCAGCUGAGAGUUGUAUAUUUUCAUACCUUCUGCUUUUUUUUGGCUCUGUUUGAGGCUGUUUUUGGAGAGAAGAAGGGACACUUGCCAAACAUCAUCAUUUUCAUUUUGUGCACUUGUUUAAAUGAGGCCAAUCUGAGUGCGGUUUUGGUACAGAUUGGUGGAACUACUUAGGACCUGUCUUUCGAGAAAGACACUGACUCUGUUAGGAUCCUGUCUUGGACCCGUUAAAGUCAGAGUGAAGAGUCGCAGUGCCUCUAGUGGAGCUGUGGAUGAGUUAUCUUUUUAUCUGUCGCAUCACCUGUUUUGGAUUGUUCUGCUGUAUUUAUAUUAAUGCCAUAAUACACAUGGGUGACAUUUUUAGGCUGUAUGGGUGAAUAAUCCUCAUCAAUUUAUUGUACAUAUUUUGUCACAAUGGGCUACAAAGGGACAAAAGAUUUGAAAAAAAGGCACAGAUAGGCCAUAUUUCCCCAUCUACAUUCCCUCAAAAUGUUGCCUGUUUGUUGUGGAAACAUUUCAUCCAAUGUGGUAACUGCCCUGACACACUGCAAGACUGUCAGAUCUUUUGAUCCUCCCUGUUUAGAUGUGGUUAGGGUUUGUUUGUCUUGUGCCAGUGGCCCUUUAGAAAACACAAGACUGGUCCUCCCUUGUCUCCAGUCGGCCUUGCUCUGACUGCGUCCAUCCAUUUUUAUUUAUUCGUGUCCAGAAAGCUCCGGAUGUUUGUUGAAUCAAGGCAGAAGCUGCAGCAGAAGACAGGAUGCCGUCCACUAUGAGACACUUUGUUUCCUAUUUAUUGGGUGCCAUGACAGUUUUCUGUCUGGGCUUUGGACUUGGUUCUUAUCUGGCCCCUCUUUAGGUCUGGCUUUAAGACCUUGUGCUCUCUUUCAUAUCCUGUAUGAUGUAUAUACAAGUGUACAUAGUUGUCUCCUCCCUCCUCUCUUUGAACCAUUUUUCAAUCCUUGCCCCCUUUUCUGUAUCUUCUCUCGGCCUCCCUUUGACGGCAGGCUGGUGUUGCCUUCAUCUUACAGUAAUGUGUGUGUGGUUGUUUUUGUUUCACACAAAGUGCACUGUAAUCUGAAAAAUUCAUAAUAUCAUUUUUGAUUCUUUAAUCUAAUCACUUUAAUCAGACAUUUGUUUCUUGUGUUCUUGUUUAUUUUAUGUUCUUUUUUGCAUGUACAUGUUGCUGCAUCAUAUUUUAUUUUGUAAUUUUGUUUUAUAAAAGGUUUGAUAUUUGAUAAGGGGUCUGAUCACUAUCUCAUUGAAGUUAAGGACUGAAUUGGAGAGAUCCCAUCUAACUUUUGUCUGAUUGGUUGUUACCAGGAUCCACCCUUGAGCCUUGAGAGAUCCUAUUGGUCGAAUCAGUCAGGGUUUGGUUGAUACUGUUUUUCUAAAAGGCCAGUAGCUGUGCUGGUUCUUUGGACUGAAGCAGGCCCGAGAUGAGAUCAAAGCAUUUGAGAUCGACCACUUUCAUUGAAAAAAGAAAAAUAACCACAAAUACUUCUCUUUUUUUUAGAAUAUUGUUCCAAUGCUGCCAGAUAAUCAUAUCAGAGGUGGACCACGCUGACUGGCCUUUGUCAUUUUUUAAGUAGUUUUAUAAAUUCUAAACUUACCCUCCUUUUUGAAGAGUUAAAUGAAAAGUUGAUGUCACAGUAAGGUAUAUCAUUUUGAACAAAGGUAAAGUUAGCUUAGCUCAGUAUAAGAUUUGAAACAAGGGUAACAGCUUUUCUGAUUGAGACAGAUUCUCUAACCACACAAGUCACUUAUUACAGCAUUAUGUCUUAUUUGUUUACCAAAACAAAUAUUUAAAAUAAAGGAAAGAUGUCUCAGUGAUGACAAGACUCAAAGAAGUCACUGCACCUUGCCAAGGAAUAAUUAGUCCAGCACAUAAACCCUCUGAAUCCAUAUUCAGUAGAUUUUUUACACUUGCGUUUAGAGCAACUGUUUGCUUAGAAUAUAAGUUAGAACCUACUUUAGAAUGUAGCCAUGUUAAUUUGCUCCUCUGUUUCUAGUCUUUAUGCCAAGCUUAGCUAACUAGCAGCUGGCUGUUGACUCACACUUGGUGUACAGACAUUACAGUUGUAUCAGUCUUUUCAGCAGACUCUGCUCAAAAUGAAAAAAUAAUAAUAAUAAUCCCAACUGAUAUUUAUAAACGCUCCUUAAAAAGUGGUCAGUCUUGGGGAAACCUGUCCCAGAACUCACCACACAGUUUUUAUGCCAUGUUGAGCUGCCACUCAGACAGCCUGGGGCCAGUGUGUAGAGGUUACAAUGGAAGGUUUUUGUAUUUCUGCAGAAAAUGUAACAUAAAGCACCUCCUCUGUUUUGUCAUGUCUCCUGUAUCCUGUGGAGCUCACUGUGCUUUGCUUUCCAUCUUGACUCCUCCCACUUGUCUUUCAACUUUCUGAUGUUUUUUAUCCCACACAGACUGUAAAGAGUUUCUACCAUGUCCAAGUUGUGUACAGCUGUGCUCCAGUCUUAAAAGUUGUUAUGGAAGGAACAGGGUCAGAUGCAGCACAGUCUGACAAACCUGACAGACUGAAAAAAACAACAACUCUAUUUCCCAUAUUUCCUUGUAGUAAAAUCUGUUUGGCAGCUGGAAAAGGGGCACCCAUCAUGUUUUUCUCUCUUUUUCAGUCUUUCUCCGCAUUGAUCUGCUUCUCCUGCUGGGUUAUUAUUAUUGCUGCUGCUGCUACUCUGUGGCUGUUGUAAUAAAAAUACAAAAGAUCUUCAACAGGAAAAUAACAACUAUGAUGUGAAAUGAUUUCAAUCAAAAAUAAAUUGUAUGUGAAUAUGUUUCA